UGCCCUUCUGACAUUGUCCCCUACUCUACUGACUUACAUUGGCCACUUUUAAGCAUAUACUGUGUACAAUAUAGUGACUGCUUUUGCAGGGGCUAGGUCACAGGGGCAGACUGACAACUCAUGGGGCCCCCGGACAAUAGGGAUCAUGGGGCCCCUGUGUCCUUGCCCAAACUCAAAAAAGCCUAUGGAAAAGGUACCAGGGGCAUUUCAUGGGGCCCCCUACUGACCCCGGGCCCUCGGGCAGUGCCCGAGUUUCCAAAUGAUCAGUCCACCCCUGGGCUAGGAGUAUAA
Messenger RNA from Staurois parvus, 291 nucleotides. Lineage: Eukaryota; Metazoa; Chordata; Amphibia; Anura; Ranidae. The record is from the annotation of a GenBank genome assembly.